This is a messenger RNA of Paralichthys olivaceus (Japanese flounder), 5317 nucleotides long. It is a transcript of the gene ube4a, whose product is annotated as ubiquitination factor E4A (UFD2 homolog, yeast). Gene Ontology annotation, biological process: protein polyubiquitination. Gene Ontology annotation, molecular function: ubiquitin-ubiquitin ligase activity. Lineage: Eukaryota; Metazoa; Chordata; Actinopteri; Pleuronectiformes; Paralichthyidae. Gene Ontology annotation, cellular component: ubiquitin ligase complex; cytoplasm; nucleus. The record is from RefSeq and is a predicted model, not a curated record.
AUGAUUUCUGUUUACUAAGGAACUCCCUCUGGUUUCGAAGGAACCAUUUGUUUAAACCUCAAACACACGUUUCUUCUCUUCAAACAGGCUGGGAUCUUGGAUGGAGUGAGUGUUGAGCCCCAAUGAGAUGACUGACCAGGGCAACAACAACCAGAACAUCUCCUGCAACCCCUUCGCUGCCCUCUUCAGCUCACUGGCUGAUGCUAAACAGUUUGCAUCAGGCCAGAAACCGGAACAGCAGUCCGCUGAACCACCACUGGAGGACUCGGGGGAGAGCCAAUCGGACUCAGAAAACUCUGUGUCAGACAGCGUUGAUGAAAAUGACGACUCUGUGGCAGAGAUCAGUCGCUCAUUCCGGUCCCGCCAGGAGCUAUGUGAACAGCUCAAUGUCAAUCACAUGAUCCAGCGCAUAUUUCUCAUCACUCUGGACAACAGUGAUCCCAGUCUGAGAGGAGGUAAUGGGAUCCCCCCUCGCUGUGUAUACCUGGAGGAGAUGGCUGCAGAUCUGGAUGGACAGGACUGGCUGGACAUGGACAACAUAGAGCAGGCUCUGUUUAACCGCCUGCUGCUGCUAGAGCCAGGAAACCACCUCAUCUACAUGACGUCAUGCAGUGCCGUGAAUCUCUCUGCUGACCGUGACGCUGGAGAGAAAUGUGCCAUCCCUUACCUUUUUGCUUGUUACCAGAGAGCCAAAGAAGAGGUGACGAAGGUUCCAGAGAAGUUACUCUCGUUUGCUGUUCGUUGUAAGAAUCUGACUGUUUCUAACACACGGACAGUUCUGCUCACCCCAGAGAUCUACAUCAGCCAGAAUAUCUACGAGCAACUCUUUGACCUGCUGCUGGAAGCUUUCAAUGGAGCCCAGCCAGAAGAGGUGGUUGAGUUUGUGGAGGAGGCAAUUGCUGGCCUGCUCUCUGACCAGGAGGUGCGGACCUUCGAGGAGGUGAUAGUACCAGUGUUUGAUAUUUUCCAGGGACGCAUCAAAGACAUGGACCUCUGUCAGCCUCUCCUCUACUCCUACUUAGAUGUUCUCCUGUACUUCAGCCACCAUAAAGAUAUUGCUAAGGUACUGAUGGAAUACAUCCAGCCCAAAGAUCCAGCCAAUGGUUUGCAGUACCAGAAGAGUCUAUUGGGGGCAGUGCUAAGUAUAUCCUGCUUGUUAAAAACCCCAGGUGUGGUGGAGGGACAUGGCUAUUUCCUGAACCCCUCCCGCUCUAGUGCCCAGGAGACAAAGGUCCAGGAGGCCAACAUCCACCAGUUUAUGGGCCAGUUUCAUGACAAGCUGCACCAAAUAUUGAAAAACUUGCUCCAGAGAUCUGGUGAGACGCGUCACCUCCUGCUCUCAUGGCUGGGCAACUGUCUGCAGGCUAAUGCUGGACGGGCAAAGAUAUGGGCCAACCAGAUGCCAGAGAUCUUCUUCCAGAUGUAUGCUUCAGAUGCAUUCUUUUUAAACUUGGGUGCUGCUCUCCUGAAGCUGUGCCAGCCUUUCUGCAGGCCUCGUUCGCCCAAACUGCUCACCUUCAACCCCACCUACUGCAGCCUCAAAGAGCUGAGCGAAGAAGAGAGGCGCAAUCGCAAUGUGCACGCAAAAGGUCUCGACAAGGAAACCUGUCUGAUCCCUCUGCCCCCUCAACAGCCGGUGGAGUCGGCACAGUCCUACAGCCUGCUGACUGAAAACCUCAUCCUCACACAACUCACACAGCAUCUAGGCUUCCACAGACUCCAUGAGCAGAUGGUGAAGAUGAACCAGUCUCUCCACCGGCUCAAGGUGACAUGGCAGGAGGCCCAGCGGACUGGCAACCCGAUGUCAGAGCAGCUCCUUGAGCAGUUUGAGCGUCUGAUGAUUGUGUAUCUGUCAACCAAAGCUGCCACGACGCAGCCUGCUAUGCUGCAAUGCUGCCUUAAUCUCCAAGCUUCCACCGCUGCUCUGCUGGUUCAGCUUGGAAUGGGAAACCAGGGGCCUGAACAUGUAGCACUCAGUUUCCCCCUGCCCUCAAUGCAGAAUACUGUGCUCUGCUACGUACCAGAGUUUUUUGCAGAAAACUUGGGAGAUUUUUUCAUCUUUCUGCGGCGAUUUGCAGACGAUGUUUUGGAGACUUCUGCAGAAAGUCUGGAGCAGAUUCUCAACUUCAUCACUGUCUUCAUGGGUAAUGUGGAAAGGAUGAAGAACCCACACUUAAGAGCAAAGCUUGCGGAGGUCUUAGAGGCGGUGAUGCCACACAUGGAGCCUGUGUCUCCUAGUGCUGCUCAGCCAAUCCUGUUCCAGCGAGAGAGAGUCUUCUGUUCCUACAAAUAUGCACCUCAGCUGGCCGAGGCCCUCAUCACUGUGUUUGUAGACAUUGAAUUCACAGGUGAUCCUCAUCAGUUUGAGCAGAAAUUCAACUACAGAAGGCCCAUGUAUCCCAUCCUCAAGUACAUGUGGGGCAAAGAUAGCUAUAGAGAGAGCAUCAAGCAUUUAGCCGACUAUGCAUCUGAGAACCUGGAGGCCAUGAACCCCCCUCUGUUCCUAAGGUUCCUAAACUUACUGAUGAAUGAUGCCAUCUUCCUGCUAGAUGAGGCUAUUCAGUACCUGAGUAAAAUCAAAGUUCUGCAGCUGGAGCGGGAUCGAGGGGAGUGGGAAGGCCUGGCCCCCGAUGCUAGAAGAGAGAAAGAGUCAAGCCUGCAGAUGUUUGGACAGCUGGGACGCUUCCACAACAUCAUGUCCAAUGAGACCAUCGGCACACUGGCCUUUCUCACCUCAGAUAUCAAGGGGAUAUUUGUGCACCCCUUCCUGGCUGAGAGGAUCAUUUCCAUGCUGAACUACUUCCUCCAGCACCUGGUGGGUCCUAAGAUGGGCGCCCUUAAAGUCAAGGACUUCAGUGAGUUCGACUUCAAGCCCCAGCAGCUUGUUUCUGAUAUCUGCACCAUCUACCUGAACCUGGGUGAUGAGGAGAAUUUCUGUGCUACAGUCCCAAAGGAUGGCCGGUCGUACUCUCCUACCCUCUUUUCACAGACUGUUAGGGUACUGAAGAAGAUCAACAAACCUGGUGAAAUGAUUGUUGGUUUUGGACUUAUUGCUGAUAAAAUAAAGUCCCAUGCAGACAGGCAGCAGCAGGAAGAGGAGACCUAUUCAGAUGCUCCAGAUGAGUUCUUAGACCCCAUCAUGUCCACUCUGAUGCUGGAUCCUGUUCUUCUCCCCUCAUCCAACGUAACAGUUGAUCGCUCAACUAUAGCAAGGCAUCUCCUUAGUGACCAGACAGACCCUUUCAACCGCAGUCCUCUAACCAUGGACCAGAUCAGGCCAAACGAGGAACUCAAACAGCAGAUUUUACAGUGGCUGGAUAAGCAUAAGCAGGAGAGGCUGCAGCUGGGACCCAGUGGCUAGCUGUGAUCCCUAGCUGUGACAAACAAUGACUGCAUCCUUCUUUUCUUUCCUGGCCCACAUCUCAUGUGCUCCUCUGCUUUCUUGGCUAAUCCACUGUGUGCUCUCCUCUGUGGAGUUUUUCUGAAUCCUCCAAUCCCACUAAUGUUGCAUUAGGCUUUUCAUGCAGCCUUCAUCCUCAGUGGAUUCUCUCUGUGACAACAGUCCAGACAAACUGUAGCGCACAAGUUGGUGGUAACUUCAGAAUCCAUGCACAGCAGCUGACUCCAUUGACUCCAAACAUUAGCUGGGGUGAUAUCACCUCUGGUUCCUUUCCCUCCUGAACACUGUGUAUUGAUUAGUUAUUAUUACAGUAAGAGCUGUGGCCAGACGUAUCAGAUUCAACAAAACUUGUUGAAGGUACUGAAUGAACUCCUGCCUGAGCAGCUGGCCAAAACAAGGUUUUAUACUGCAAGGUGAGUAUUUUUGGGAUCUCAUGAGGCAGAAGAUGGCUGGAGUCAUAUAUGAUUUAACCUUGAUUUCACCUUCAUGAAGAAUACAUGAUACACUGCCUUUCAAAGGUUUUGAACACCCUAUAUUUUAGCAGUUUUGGUUUAAUCUUAAGCAGCAAUAAAAAUAGAAUUAGUCACUAAAAUUAAAGUAAAGUAAGUACUUUAAAAAAAAAAACUGAAUUCUGUGGGACAUAAUUUAUCGAAAAAUAACCUAUAUUUAUCUAAACCUAACCAAACCUGUAACACAAAAAAAUUUGUAUUUGAACAUGUAUACAUGUAGGUAUUUAAUUUUUCAGGUGCACCUGCACUGUCUUAGUGAGGAUGUGAGAGUUUGAACAUUUGAGGGUGAGGUUGAACAUUUCAUUUACUGUACAAUAAUUAUUCUAAUUUGAUCAAUACUUUAGGAUGUAGCACAUGUAAAACACUCUACCCAAGUUCUCCAGAAUGGAAAAUAAAAUUGCUUAAUUGUUGAACAAAGAUAUACAUAUGGCACAGAUGUUCACUUCCCUAAAGCAAUUUUACAUCCUCGUAAAAAACUAUUUUGCUUAUUUGAAAGAGUAAUGGCUUUUAUUUGCUGUUGGAUAAUAGUGAGAGGAUAAGAUAUAUUUUAGCACAGCAGGUUUGAGAAUGGAAAAAGUUCUAGAUCACGCUGACAUCAAUAUGGACCUUGGUUAACUAAUCAUUAUGCACUGAAUACCACUGUGUAAAUGGAAUUUGUGUGCAAUUUUCACUGCAACAACAUGGUGGUGAUUCUGGAAAUGUCACUGAAUUUCUCCUAUAAAUCUGAGGUGAAAGGUUAGCCAAGCGGCGGCAAAAAAACAGUGCUGAUUUGUCACGUCCCUAUCGAGACAGAGCUGAGUGGCUUCUCAGGUGAACGUGUCCUAAAUCAGAUCUUAUUACUAUUUUUAAUAGAAUCAAAAAUCACAAUAUUAUCCCCAUCAUCUGCACAUAUUCAUUUUAUUAUCUUGCAAUUAACCAUAUUUCUUGAUACUGGACCAAAAAAGCAAGAAUAUAGGGUUCAUAUUUUUGACUGGCGGUCAUUGUCAUGCUUUGAAUUACCAUCACCGGGUUAUAAGUGAUGCUGAACCGAGUUGUGAGUGUGAAUGCAUAGUGAAAUAGCGAGUGGCUAAACAGCUGAUCAAUAGAACUGGUGCCUAAAACCAAGAGCCUUGCAGUAAGUGUAAGCGAAGGAGGAUCUGAAUUGUUUCACACUUUAAAGAGACAUAAUUUGUCAGAGUUUGAUUCAGUGAGGCAUAUGGGGAGCUGAGGUUGAAAAUGAACGUAAAUCAGAAAGGAAACUUGUUUUUGAGAAGAUUUUUGAAUUAAAAGGGUUUUAAUUCAGAUUUAAGUGUGGUUGUAUAAAAUGGGAAACUGUGAUUGAUGUACACAAAGCUGUAUUCGCUGGCAUGCCCUCAUACUGUAUGUUGAAUAUCUACCAUCUGAAGGAUUACUUGGGUUAAAUUAUAAU